Molecule: messenger RNA, 1472 nt
Organism: Sycon ciliatum
Lineage: Eukaryota; Metazoa; Porifera; Calcarea; Leucosolenida; Sycettidae
Exons: 4
Coding region: 215-871 (218 amino acids)
Source: RefSeq, a predicted model, not a curated record
ACUCAUGAACUAAUUCUUAGUCAUAGCGGGACACGGCUGAUGUUGCCACACCAAGCAGGGCGACUUCAUGAACUACAGCAGUACUCCAGUAGUAAAGUAAAGGAAAGGCGCAGAGUUGAGACGGUUAGUCCGCUUUGACCCUUGCCACCAGCAAGCCGAAUCGAAGCCUAACCGUCUGCUGAGUGAGGGAGCAAAGACCUCUCAACAGUACACGAUGUGUAACGGAGCAGCGCCACCAAUGUCGGAAUCCAGUCCGUUCGUCUGCCCUGCCUUGGACAUACCACAUCUAGGAGAUGCUCCAUCAUGCGACGAGAACAGUGACAAGGAAGAAUGUUCCGGGAAAACCUUCGUCACUGUUUCUACGGAAAUGAGAGGAGAGAACAGAUCCCGGCUUGUUCUCACUUUUGCCCUCGCGUUGAAGUCAACACUGCUCCAAGGCUUUCAUGAACAGAAUGAUGCCGUGUACGCAUGUGAAACAGAUGAAAAACUGGACAUUUUUGAAGUCCGCAGCAACGGCACGCACUUGAUACGCAAGAAAGUCGUCUUCAGCGAGUGGAAAAUUGGCCUGUGUCACGUCAGGCCGACGGCAAUCUUUCAGAUCCCCGUCAUUAAACCCGAUGACGGUAGGCUUGAAGUGGUCAUGGCGUUCAAUGGUAAACCACUUCACCACAUCUCGAUGAAUCUUGCGGAAGAGUCCACGAACAGUGUGAGCUGGCGGAGGCGAGAGGAAAUUCAUCUCAAUCUUCUGAACAUUCCUGCUGAUCCUGCGGCUGAUAUUCCCACGCAGGCAUGCCGUGGUGUGGAGCUGUCCAGGAGAAAUCAACUUAGAAAUCCCGUUAUAUCAUUAUUGAGAGACAUCAAGAGCCACUGAGUUUGUUGAGCAAUGACCUGAGUUCAGUUUUACCUUGAUCACACAUUACAACACUGACAGAUGUACAGGUACGAUGGGCACCGUUGCUGGAGCUUGCGCAGCUACCAUAAAAUAAGCUGGUGCCCUUGAUUGCCAUGCAUUUUUGUACUAUUCCUUAGCAACACUUCAUUAGAAGUUACAAGUCAUAUUUUCCAAUUGUGCAUUAAAAAAAUAGAACGUUCAGUCUGUACGUUACUCUUGGCAGGAUCCAUACAAAUUGCACAUUUCGCAAAUUGUUAGCCUUAUUAUGACCUUUACUCCCUAUUACUUGCCCCAAUCUGUCAUGGUGGCAAUUAUUAUCAUGUAGCACAUACAUGUAUGCAGUUCCAUUUAUCAUUUUUAAAAUACACCUGUACGAGUAUAGUUGCUCUUCUAAGUUUUAUACCCAAGACAGCUAUUAUGCUGUGGAACACCACUCACUUCCUUGCUUACCACCAUACAUGUGCGUGCUACUUUUGAAAUUUUUUAAAGUGUAUACAAGUACCUGUGUGUACGCUUGUUUUUGGUGGUAUGACAAUUAUCAUUACACAAGUCUUAUGCUGGAAAAUACAAGUACAGGCAC